Drosophila kikkawai is the source of this 1060-nucleotide messenger RNA. RefSeq names its product sperm-specific protein Don juan-like. The record is from RefSeq and is a predicted model, not a curated record. Lineage: Eukaryota; Metazoa; Arthropoda; Insecta; Diptera; Drosophilidae.
ACGUAUGACUAGCCGACACCAUUUUUAUUGAAAUUUAGUAUUCGACUCUAUUCGGGGCUAAACACACGUUUACCUCCUGAAUUCUUUCAAGUUAUCUUCAAAAUUUAUUUUUUAGCUUAGGACAACCAAAAUUUUAGUCUGGACAAACCUGAAUUUUGGCUUAAAUUUUAAUCGAUACAAAAUGUUUAAAAAAUCCGCCGUAAUUCUUGGACGAUGCACGAAGGACUGCCUUGGCAGCAGAGUCAUGCGUCCCAGCUUCUUGGUUCGUUCCCACCAUUUGGCCAGUUUUAAACAUGCAGGUAUUCAAGACCAACGGAAUGUUCGCCCCAAUGAGUCUCCCAAGAUACUGAAGGAUGGAUCCAUCGGAGUAAUACAUGUCCAGGGCCACGAAUCGGCCAACCUCAUCAAUCCCAUGCAACGCAGAUUCCUGAACGAUCUGGAGCUUCUGCAGAAUCGUUGGUUAAAGGAAGAAAAGAAGAACCAGGACGAUGUCGAAAAUCUGACCAAGCAGAUAACCAUGGCCGCAAAAGGAGCAAAGGGCGCUAAAGGCGGGGACAAAUGCGGUAAAGAUGCCGAGAAAAAGAAGAAAGAAGCCGAGCAAAAGAAAAAGUGCGCUGAAAUGGCCCAAAAGAGGAAAUGCGACCAGAUGGCCAAGGAAGAAGCAAAGAAGCAAGAGGCGGCCAAGAAGAAGAAAGAACAAGAAAAGAAGUGUAAGGCAAUGGCGGAAAAGGAGAAAUGCGCUAAAAUGGCCCAGGAAGAAGCAAAAAAGAAAAAGGAAGAAGCAAAAAAGAAGGAACAGGCAAAAUGCGCUAAAAUGGCCAAAGAAGCAGCACAAAAGAAAGAAAAAGCAAAGUGCGCCAAAAUGGCCCAGGAAGAAGCGAAAAAGAAAGAGGCGGAAAAAUGCAAGAAAAUGGCUGAGAAGGACAAAUGUAAAAAGGGUGGCGAUAAGAAAUCCAAGAAGUAGGUGACCAUGAAGUGCAAUAAAAUAUGAACCAAAUUUUAAAAUACAAAAUCUACAAUAGUUAAAAAUUUGUGUUUAUUAAAAAUAUUUUAACCAAAA